Galendromus occidentalis (western predatory mite) is the source of this 3663-nucleotide messenger RNA. Its product is annotated as cAMP-dependent protein kinase catalytic subunit alpha. NCBI's taxonomy places the organism in Eukaryota, Metazoa, Arthropoda, Arachnida, Mesostigmata, Phytoseiidae. Gene Ontology annotation, molecular function: ATP binding; cAMP-dependent protein kinase activity. The record is from RefSeq and is a predicted model, not a curated record. The coding region runs from base 143 to 1198 and encodes 351 amino acids. The transcript has 9 exons. Gene Ontology annotation, cellular component: cAMP-dependent protein kinase complex; cytosol; nucleus. Gene Ontology annotation, biological process: protein phosphorylation.
AUUACAACAACAACAACGACCAGUCGAAACCUGUGCGUGUUAUUGCGUGUGCCUCGGUCGGCUUACAGUGUGAAGGCGCGCGCGCGUGUGUUUUUCUCUUCCUACCUCGUGAACUACAGUCGCCGUUGCCACCCUAGCAAACAUGGGAAACGCGGCAGCGACCAAGAAGGGCGAUCCCGCGGAAAACGUUGAACGCUUUCUUGAAGAAGCAAAGCGACAGUUCGAACAGAAAUGGACGAAUCCGAGUUCGAACACCGCAGUUCUCGAAGAUUUCGACCGAAUCAAAACUCUCGGCACGGGAUCGUUUGGCCGAGUGAUGCUGGUAAAGCACAAGAGCGCAGGAGACUACUUCGCUAUGAAAAUUUUAGACAAACAGAAGGUUAUCAAGCUAAAACAGGUUGAGCACACUCUGAACGAGAAGAAAAUCCUUCAAGCCGUGGAUUUCCCGUUCCUCGUCAGGCUAGCUUAUCAUUUCAAGGACAACUCGAAUCUGUACAUGGUACUAGAGUACGUCCAGGGCGGUGAAAUGUUCACGCACCUACGGAAAGUGGGCAAGUUCAGCGAACCCCAUGCGCGUUUCUAUGCCGCGCAAAUCGUGCUGGCCUUCCAGUACCUGCAUUCGCUCGACCUUAUCUAUCGAGACUUGAAGCCGGAGAACCUGCUGAUCGACCAUCAAGGCUACAUCAAGGUAACUGAUUUCGGUUUUGCCAAACGUGUCAAGGGGCGCACCUGGACGCUCUGCGGCACUCCCGAAUACCUCGCUCCUGAAAUCAUUUUGUCGAAAGGCUACAAUAAGGCUGUCGACUGGUGGGCCCUCGGAGUUCUCGUUUAUGAGAUGGCCGCCGGUUAUCCACCGUUCUUUGCUGAUCAGCCGAUUCAAAUCUACGAGAAAAUCGUAUCUGGGAAGGUGAGGUUCCCGUCACAUUUCACGUCUGACCUGAAAGAUCUUUUGAAGAACCUACUUCAAGUCGAUCUCACCAAGAGAUACGGCAACCUCAAGAACGGUGUGAACGACAUCAAGAACCACCGCUGGUUCGCGCAGACCGAUUGGAUUUCUAUCUACCGGAAAGAGAUUGAAGCACCUUUCCUGCCCCGCAACUCCGGGCCGGGAGACACCUCAAACUUCGACGAAUACGAAGAGGAACCGCUUAGAAUCUCCUCAACGGAGAAAUGUGCCAAGGAGUUCGCCGAUUUCUAAACAGGGGAAUAAUAUAGACAAACGCUAGCGAGUGAGCGAGCGAAAGAAGACAACCAUCCGCGGUAGUCGUUUCCCGUCAUCGAGGGAAAUACGAGGACGUAGCGCACUGCCAGAAUCGACGCCGAUCGCCCCAGCUCGCUGGAAACGAAGAGAAUAUGACUUGGUUGAUUUCGGGUGGCGGUAAUGCUUACCCCAACUGACCGAGGUCUUACCUUUGACUCGUCCGACACAGGACGUGCGGAGAGAUGUGACCUCGUCGUUGUUGAUAACCUUAUGAUGAUAGAUCCUGGAGACGAUGAUGAAGAUGUUAGCGAUGAGAGUGAAAUGAUGAUAACGAUAAUGGAUCGUGCACGUUCCGCUUCCGAGAGCCACUCGAAGCAAGCAAAAAAUCCUUGUGCCUCCUUAGAAUCAAAGCGGAGCGAAGAAGAGGAAGAUCAUCGCGACGGAAGGAUAUUUGUUCUUCUUUCUCCGGCUGCGGAUGAGCGUCUGCGUGCACGAAUUGUUUAGAACUCUUGCUUCCCAACUGCGAGCGCAUCGGAAAUGUUUAUUUCUUAGAAUGAUGUGAAUGUCAUUCUAGUCAAUAACGAGGAGUCGGGAGAGUGGUACACCAGACAAACCAUCAACAAUUUCAACGAACGUGCAACUCCCCGCCGAGUCACUUAGUCAAACACAGUUCUGUUUGGAAUGAUUCCGUCUAGAGGCAUUCCUGAAUCUAUGGUAAAUCAAUCGGUUGAUCGAUGGAUCGAUCACGUUCUACAAUAAGAACCUGUCGCCACCCGCCAUUGUAGCAGCGUCGGUCGGCGGCAUCAGCGCCCACGAACGCUGUCCCCUUAGCGCCGGUCAGCGCAUGCAGUUGGGAAUUUGGACACAAAAUACAGUCUACAUCAAAUACUACAGAAAUUGUUGCGUGUAUGCUGGCAAAAGGACAGGCACGCCAGCCAGUUGUCGAGCACGUCACUUGCGGCGACCUGUUCAAUUGAGAGAGAGAGAGAAAGAAAGAGAGAGAAAGAGAGCGAGAGGAAAAGCAAUGAAGUAAGGAAGAGUUGAACAAGUACCGAAGACUAGAUGGAGAAUAUUCCUUGCGGCCAGAAGUCCCGAACCGCUAAGUUACCGAAUAUUAAUAUAUUAUAUGGGCAUAGGCCAGAGAGUCAACAAAUGUCAAACAACGGAACCAACACAAGCGACAUACAUCAGACUGAGCGGAACAAAACAAGAGAAUUCAACAGAUGAAACAGACAAUUCCGGCUGCUAUCGGCAGACGGGAUGAGCUGAUGAAUGAUAGACUUACAGCGACAAUUGAAUACUGAGAAGAGCGCAAACAGACGAACUUCAAAGUACACGCACAAGCGAACUUUGAAGUGGAUGGACACACAAGAAUUUUUGAAUGGUACAUAUAUAUAUAAACGUUUAUUCUCAAUCAAAAACAUCGGUGAGCCAUCGACGCAAACACAUAUGAUACAUUUCACGGAAGCAUUCAAACACAAAUCCACGAUCCGGCAGAGCAUGUCAGACUAUACUGGAUGGAAUCCGGAUAAUAUGAGAAUAACUAGCUCGUAGUUGUUAUUAUCGGAAGUCGAAUCGAGGCGAAGGAACGACCCGAGAUCGACCAGCGAAGAACUCUCUGAGAGCAAUGACCGACGAGUCGAUCGGGAGUUGAGCGCCACAUGAAGCGAGUGGCUCCUUCUGGGACCCUCUUUGCUCUUCAACCCAAAAUGAAACUGAAUGACUACUAGUCUAGCUUGGCUGAGCAAAAUCUGCGGCGGCAGCAACCCGAAGAGGAUACCAACAACAUGAAACUAUUAUGCAACAAAGUAAAUUAAUUUAGAUUGACGAAUCUAUCAUAUGGAUGAAUACACAAUUCUAUUGACAAAGAAACAACAAAGAACUUGAGACCAGAAGUGGAGUGAACGUGUUUCAUUUACCUCACUAAGCGCUAGUAGUGCAAUCGUUGUAGAGAUUAUGAUUAUUUGAAAUCUCUCCCUGCCUCGAUCCACCCGCCGCUCACCCUUUUCCUCCCUCCUCCACCUGGACCCUCUUGGAAACUUUUAUAAAGGUGGAGAACUUCAUUUUCCCCCUGUCUGUGGUUUGAUUAUCGGAUAUACUUCUCCAUCUUAUUCGCGCGUGCCUCAUCGGGAGGUCGAUAGAGCUCUCCUUCUUCUCCUCUUCCUUCUCUCGACAGCAUUCAUCGGUGGAAGCUGGACAAAGUCGGAGAAAAGAACCACACCCAUUAUUACCGUUGGUUACUUACCGAAGCAUCUUUGUACUUCGAUAUGAAUACUUAGCUUCACCCAAGUGAAUGUGUUGCUGAGCGUUGCGCAGCAUUAAUCCAUGGAUCCGAUUCGGAGCCGGUCUGGUUUGGGAGAACAUGAAGCCACACAGAGCUACAUUACUACACUCGAAGAGACAGGAUAACCUUGGAGAAGACACACAAACACGCGAGAACAGAAUAAACAAAAAACCAAUUU